UGUUUCUGCUGAAUGUUAGUCUGAAGAGGAAGUUGUAGCAGUGUUGUGCGUUUUAGGCUGUGGUUAACACAGCACUCUGCACUUUUCAGUCGCUUCAGCUGGCAGAAAACUGUGCGUUAGGUUCAGAGGAGGACGUUUUUGCUAGUCGAGGAUUGUUUACUGUAUUUUUGGAUUGGGCCUCAGAUUGCAAACCAUGCUCUCAAAUUCAUGCCCCGGUCUCAGCACCCAGCUCGUCCUCAUCCUUGUCCCCGACCUCAAUUCCAGAAGACGUCUUCUUUAGUAGUUCACCGGAGGACAAGAGAAACGAGUGCAGCAGUGAGGAGGACCUUUUAGACCUCUGCGAUUCUCUGAGAGAUUCAGAAUAUUUCAGAGACUUGCAACUGGAAUCGACUGAACCACAAGACAAACGACAAGGGUACAAGGGUACAACCCUUUUGGUACCUCCUGCGUCCACACCAGAAAGUGGAUCUAGGGAUAAUUCCACAGAUUUUGACACCCAUCAACUUUUCCAGACAGACGACACCGUGAUUCCCACUGGAGGGGAAGCCAUGGAUCGCUUGGUUGCUAUCAGAAACUCAGAGUACCAGGAUUAUCCAGAAUCAGAACAAGAUGAGGACUCGGACACGGAUAACUUUCCUACAUUGGUUAGAUCCAUGUCCACAUCACGCAGACACAGCUGGGAAGUGCCAGUGUCACCGAUUGACCUGGGAAGAAGGUUCAGUCUAGACACUAACGGCAUUGACAGCGAUGGGGAAAGAGAGGUCCACUGUUUGACCAAAAGUCCAAAUCUACCAUCUUCCUCCUUCUCCGAAAGCUCAGUGGAGGAAACAACCAGUGCUGCUGAAAGUGAAAGCUCCAAAACACCAAAUCUACCCACACCAGCAAAGACAGUAUAUUCCAGAUCUGAGAUUCUCGCAACUGAUGAAAAAUCUCAAGCUGACAAAGUCUCCCGCAUACUGGAGACUUCUAAGCAGGCUGCCAGAGAGGCUGGAGAAGAGCAGGAGUCAGAGGAGGGGCUGCAGUCGGUGGAAGGACGGAGUCAUGUGCUGAUGGUACAGAAAGUUCUGCAGGAGCUUAAGCAGUAUCAUGGAGCGAAACGCAGCACAAGCAUAGAAAGAAAAGAGGCGACAGGGAAUUUCACGUGGUAUGAGUUUCUUGCCAUUGAAAAUGAUGAAGAAGAGGAGGAAAGACCAGAGCGUCCGGAAAAAGGCACCAAAGUCAAGCGGACUCUGAGCUCACUGAGGAACCGUGUGACUGGAUCCUUCAACAAAGACAAAGGUAAGACCCGAGAGAAAGAGCAGCAGAAAGACAAAAGCAGAGAGAGAGAAAAGGACAAAGAGAAAGAGAAAGAGUUCCGUGAGCGUGAGAAAGUGCGGCGCCGCAGUGUGAGUGGCCACCAGCUCGUGCCUGGCUCAUUCUCCAGCUGGGCGACGUGUUCGCUGUGCAGCAAGACCCUGCAGAGGAAGCAUGGCCUGCAGUGUUUGAACUGCGCCGUCAACGUCCACAAGAGCUGCAAGAACCUCCUGCCCGAGUGUAGCAGCAAAAACAGGACAAAAGAUUCGGCGCAGAGGACAUCAUACGCCACAGCUCAGUUCUAUAGUCAAGCUCUGAGAGACCCCAGCUCUGCCCCGACUCCCAUCGAUGGCUCGUCCCGGACGUCUCGCUGUGUUUCAGGUAUGACCGUUCCACCUAAAGGACACAGCGCCCAACCUGCCGCCUCCAGCAACCCUACGGUCAGCCAAAACAACAGCAGCGGCUCUAUCACAGGAGAGAUGGAUGAGGUUGACGCAUUCAGGAUGAAGCGCCCCGCUGACGACACCGUAUCUCUCGCCUCCACGACGCCCGAGUCUCUCAUCGUCGAAGAUGCGUAUUACGCCACAGUACGAGGGGAACUGGAAGCCAUCGCGCAAGAUUUCGAGGUGGAGUCCUGGAGUCUGGCUGUGGAUCAGCACUUCUUGAAGAAACAUUCGAAGGAGAUGAUUAAGAGACAGGAUGUUAUAUAUGAGCUCAUCCAGACGGAGAUACACCACGUGCGGACGCUUAAAAUCAUGCUACGCGUUUACGCUCGAGACCUGCGGGAGGCGCUACAGCUGGACGACAGGAAGCUGGACUGUCUGUUUCCCCGGCUGGACAGCCUGCUGGAGCUGCACAACCACUUCCUGUCCCGUCUCCGGGAGCGCCGCGCAGAGUUCCUGCAGCCGGGAAGUGAACACAACUAUGCCAUCCAUAAACUCUCAGAUAUCCUGAUAUCACAGUUUUCCGGGGAGCUUGGAGAGCGAAUGAAGGAAAGUUACGGGGAAUUCUGCAGUCGGCACACUGAAGCGGUCAACUACUACAAAGAGCAGCUGCAGAGCAACAAGAAGUUCCAGAACCUCAUUAGAAAAAUCAGUAACCUAACAAUAGUGCGGCGGUUAGGCGUACCAGAAUGCAUCUUGCUAGUGACGCAGCGAAUCACCAAGUAUCCUGUUCUUCUGGAGCGCAUCCUACACAACACAGAAGCCGGGACAGAGGAACAUGAAGGAUUAGCACAGGCUCUCAAUUUAAUCAAAGACGUCAUCGUUCAGGUGGACGCCCAGGUCAGUCUCUACGAGAAGGAAGCGCGGCUCAGGGACAUCGCCUCCAAAAUGGAGCCUAAGUCCCUUGGGAAAAUCAAAGACGGACGUGUUUUCCGAAAGGAGGACCUUUCUCAGGGCCGCCGCAAGCUCUUGUUUGAAGGCAUGGUCAACUGGAAAGCCGCAUCUGGUCGACUCAAAGAUAUUCUAGCGCUACUUCUCACUGAUGUUCUCGUCUUGUUGCAAGAAAAGGACCAGAGAUAUGUGUUCUCCACUGUUGACAACAAGCCAUCCGUUAUUUCACUGCAGAAGUUGAUUGUCCGUGAGGUGGCGCACGAGGAACGGGCCAUGUUCCUCAUCUGCGCCUCCUCAAACGAACCUGAGAUGUACGAAAUCCACACUGCCUCGAAAGAAGACCGCAACGCCUGGAUCACCCACAUCCGUCAGGCCGUGGAAAGCUGUCCACAUACAGAAGAGAGAUUGUUUAGUGAGGAAGAGGAAGCCAGAGUCGCCCGGUUCCGAGAGUUUCAAGAUCGCCUGACGUUGAAGGACGCUCAGAUUGUCCAGAGCCUCACGGACAAGCUGCAGUUGUUUGCCGAACUGGCUGAAUCUGUGGCUGGUCUAGAGGACGCCAGCUCUCGCUCCCGUCUGUUGCUGCGGGGCGACAUCUCGGACCUCCAGCAGGGGGAGCAGCUGCUCAAAGGAGCCAUUACUGAAGUGGAGAACCUGCAGAACCUCCUCGCAUCUGGAGCUCGGGGAGCAUCUCCACAGACUGAGGGGAACCAGACUCCAUCCUCGAGUUUGCUGCCACGCAGAGCAGACACCUUCGGCGGUUACGAUAGCAUUCCUAGCAUACUGGCUAAGAACGGCAGUAUUAAGAAGAAGGUUGCCGGCGCGGCUGGCAGGACCAGGGACAGGAGUCAACGGGCCAGCUCUGAUCCGCAGAUCAAAGAGGUGUACGCAUGUCAGGACCAGGAUGAGCUGGACGAGGCCUCUUCACCCGGCAGGCACAAAAUGUGGUCCACCUGUAAAUUACCAGAAUCAGAGUUCUAUGAGCGAGUGCUGCUGCUGUCCCAGAGGCUGUACAGUUUACAGGCCAUAAUCUCCCAGCAGGACAGCCACAUCGAGCUCCAGCGGGCUUCUCUCCUCACCGCCGAGCGGGAACGACCCGGCAGCCGGAACCGCGGCACAGACGUGCUCCUGGAGCAGGAGAAGCAGCGCAACCUGGAGAAACAUCGCGAGGAGCUCGCCAACUUCCAGCGGCUGCAGAGCCAGCAUCGGCAGGAGCAGACGCGCUGGGAACGAGAGCGGGAGAAGCAGCGGCGGCAGGCGGAGGCGGCCGAGCAGCGACUGAAGGAGCGAGAGGAGGAGUGCUGGCGACUGGAGAUGCGAUUGACCGAAGAGAGACAGGAACUCGAGAGGCAAAGGCAGACUUACCAGCAAGACCUAGAGAGGCUGAGAGAGUCCACACGUGCCGUCGAGAAAGAGAAAGAGCGAUUGGAGCAACAGAGGAAGUUGAAGAAGCACAACACGGUGCCGAAUACAGCAGCGCUGUAUGCACAGGAAGUUGGACAGCUUUCCAGCUCCUCCAGCUUUAACGGUGACCUGCUGCUCGGCGGAAUAGGGGAGCAGACGCUUCCUCAAAAGUCGCACCUGCGGGCCUCUUUCUCAGUUUCCCCCGCCGACUACACGGAGCGUCCCGAAGUCCACUCGCGUCGCGAGAGCUCCUGCAGCACCCUCCCGGCCAAGACGGAGGUCCCCAUCCAUCUCAUCAGCACCACCAACCAGCUACACAAGCAGGGCAGCGUCCAGCAACAGAUCCCGACCAAACUCGCCGCCCUCAGCAAAGGCAAAGAGAAGAGCGGGAAGGGCAAGAGUUCGCACCGCACCGACAGUUUAGCUUCUGUUGACAUGAAGCAGAUGCUGCCCAUCAAGCUGUCAUCGAGGGAUUCGGACGGAGGACACAAAGCACGCCGACCCAUCAGCCCCCACCAACCUCAACAUUCCCACACAGAUUCCCUCAGCCCUCCAGACGCUCAUACGGACGCCCAGUCCGGCCUCGCUCCCGCCGGUCUCAAAACCCACAACCAGACCUCCCAGCCCACUCCCUCGUACACUGUUAGCGACGAAGUGGCCAAGGAGGACGUUAUAUUUUUCUGAGACAUUGCAUUGACGUUUUGGACAUUUUGGACAUUUUGGACGUUAGGUUAUCUUAAGGAGCACGUUUUAAUCCUUGUAGUCUUAACAGCUAACAAGUUUUAUUGAAGCCUGUAAAUUACAACGAUGUUUUAGUUUGUACGAAAAAAAUCUAAAAAGGUUCACCGUGUCCAGAAAACCCAAAGACUUUGACGGACAGCUUCACGUGAAGGACAUUUCCGUAGCACGCGCGUCAAACGGACGAUUUGAAGGACGAAUGGAUGUUUUUAGGUUGCUUAUUGUUGUGGUGAGCAAUUUUGCACAGCGUCAACAUCCCAUUUCAUUCAAACACAGUAUUUGGGACGGCUAUUUUCUGUUGGAUUUGGUCGGGUUCAUUUCGCGGUCACUCUGGAACAUUGUUGCUUGGAAAAUGACAAAAUUGACUUUUGAAAUUGAAGUCAGUUUGUUCACAAACUGCUUUUGAUGGUACAUUGUAUAAACUUAGAUUUUUUUUUAAUUUCAGCAAAGGCCAACUCCAUUUCAGUGGUCAUUUUAUUCAUGUGUCUAACGUUUCCAAGAGACAUUUCUUCCAAAUGUUCACAAAAAAAAAAAUAAGUAGGGGAUGUGGAGAAAAUCUAAGAUUUUAUUAACCAAUAUUCUGUUUUUAAUUUAUAUGUUAGUAGAUCUUCCAAAUGGAGAGAGCAGUUGAUCUCAAUUUUUUGAGAUUACUCAAAUAAAAAUCAUGAAGCAUACAUUUUAGAUGGUAAAUGAACCAUGUUUUCAAUUUUCCAAAUGAUCAAAAAGUCAAUGUAAGAUGCUGGCUAAAAUACUAAACACCUGAAUCUGAAGGAAAAUCUUAAGAAAUGUUGUAAUGAAGAAGAAAAAGUAAAAUUAGGAAGUAAGUACAAUUCUCCUAGAAUUGUCAAUACCGUAAUGCAGAAGCAAUGUCAUUUUUGUGAUGUAAAGAAAAUGUGAUUUAAAUAAAAUGUAAUCAUUUUAUAGAAUUCAUUUAUUAGUAAACAGUAUAUAUAGUGAUUUUAAUUUUAUUUUUUAAUAAUUUUAUUUUUGUAAUAAAAAAUAGUGUCAAACAAAUAGAUUUUUGUGACUGUAUUAUAGUAAUGACUAUAUAUAGUGUAUAUAUAUAGUAUAGUAAUUUGCUUUUUUUUUUUUUUUUUGCAUUACGGUAUUGAAGACUUUUGGGGGGAAAUGUUUAAUAAUUUAAUUAAAUUAUCCUAAAAUUGGUUUUACUGUCUUAAAAAAAGUAUAUAUAUAUAUAUAUAUAUAUAUUUUUUUUUUUUUUUUUUUUUUUUUUUUUUUAAUUUGGGGCAGAAUAUGACAUUAAUGCAGACAGUUCCAUUUAAGUUUAGUGCCAAAUAUAGUUAAACAUUGUGGUACACUACCAGUCAAAAUUUUUUGCACAGUAAUAUUUUUAAUGUUUUUUUUUUCUUUUAAAGAACUUUCUUCUGCUCGCCAAGCCUGCAUUUGUUUGAUCUAAAGUACAGCCAAAACUGUACAAUUUUUAAAUAUUUUUAUUAUUUAAAGCAGUGAUUCUCAAAGUGGGGUACCAGUACGACUAGUGGUACUCAGAGAAAUCACUAAAUUCAAUAUAAAUUAAUGUUAAAACACAAUACAUUUUAAGUACGAGGUAAGUAAGUUUUUAAUUUAUUAUUAUUAUUUUUAACAUUUAAGUACAGUACAGUUUUUAUUUGAAUUCUGGGUACAAUACAUUUUAUUUAAUCAUUAUUGUAAGUUAAACUUACUUAUAUUAAGUUUAUUUACCUGUUUGCAAGCACAGUGCAGUGUUAAUGUUAAUGUUCAAACUGUCUAUUUACAAUGUUAAAGUGGCUGACAACACUAAAUAUUCUUUAUAUAAAUUCUCUAUAAAUUAGGAAUAAAACAGCCUCAUUUUUGAACUGUGCAGAGCUGUAGCUGAAUAGUUAGGUCUACUAUGCUACUGUUUUUUUUUUAUGCCGGUCAUUAUGGUGGUACUUGGAGAGCCAAAUAUUUUCUGAAGUGGUACUUGGUAUGAAAAGUUUGAGAACCACUGCUUUAGAUCAAAUUAAUGCACGCUUGGUGAGCAGAAGAGACUUAAAAAAAAAAAAGUAAUAAAAAAAACAUAAAUCUUACUGUUCAAAAACUUCUGACUGGCAGUUUACAUAUACAUUUUGGGGGGUUUAAAGAAACUUAAGUUUCCUUACGUAGUUAUUUCUACAUGCAAUUUGUUUUAAUCUCAAACAUUUCCUCCUUUCUUACGACCCACAUUCAUUUCAUUCCAUGUCUAAUUUAAGUCUCUAAAGUUGUCAAGCAUUUCCUCUGUUCUUAAGCUGACCACACAAACAGCACGUGCGAUGUAAUAAUCCAGAUUUCAGAGUAAUUCCACCAAAGACCAGGAUGUAAACCACUCUAAAUCUAACCCAUGAGCUGUGAGUAUGAAGCCACUGGACGUCUCUGACGUUUGUUUCCUGCGACCAUGUGAUUUGUAUGUAUAUGUUGUACAUAUAGUUUCCUUCUAACAUAGACAAGAUGUAGAUAUUAUGCAAGGAUGUCAUGUGACCACUGAAAUUACACAUGGUCCAUUUGGGUAUAUUUGUUUUGUUUUGUAGGCACUUUUCUUGAAAAGAAAAAAACAAAUGUGUCAUUCAGCCUAUUUUAGAUCAGAAACAACCCAUAAUGCAUUGCUUUGGAUGACAUUUCACCUCUUCCACUUGAUGUAAGAAUUUUUUUUGACAGUAUGAUUGGAUAUUCAUCCUACAUUUUGAGUUUCUACGUACAUUUUCUUUCUGUGGUGCAAGUGAAGGGAUAUUUUCACA
Molecule: messenger RNA, 7498 nt
Organism: Labeo rohita (rohu)
Lineage: Eukaryota; Metazoa; Chordata; Actinopteri; Cypriniformes; Cyprinidae
Gene: arhgef18b
Product: rho/rac guanine nucleotide exchange factor (GEF) 18b
Exons: 31
Coding region: 549-4712 (1387 amino acids)
Biological process (GO): small GTPase-mediated signal transduction
Molecular function (GO): guanyl-nucleotide exchange factor activity
Source: RefSeq, a predicted model, not a curated record